AAGUAAUUUCAGCCACACAUGCGUUUUGACGAACGCAGCCACCAUGGACAACAACUACUUUUCCAUUGAUGGCAUACUAGCUGAAAAUCAGAAAAUACAAUGUAACUUUAAAGUUGACAUCCCUGACAUGGGUCACCUCACAGGUGGAUCUGACCAUGAUAUCAAAUCCUUAUCAAAGGCACCAAUACCGAUAUGGCUGGCCUAUAUCAUGUUAUUCUCAGACUGGGCUGACUUCACUAUCCCUACACCCUUUGGCACGCGAGUAAGAAACAUGCUCAAGGCUGAACCCCGGAGUGUAAAGCUAUGCAACUUAAUUGGUACAGGUGGACUAUGGUACGGUUUUGGGAAGAUGAUCACGGAUAUUUUGAGUGAAGAGCAGGCGAAUGGUAUAUCAGAAGUGCUAACAAAGGCCUUCAAAGGGUGGUUGCUUGAGAUGGUUGAACAAGUGCAGCAUUUUGCGGCACUUGACCCUGCAGGAGGAGGUGGGCCUUCUUCCGAUACAGCACAGUCGUUCAGAGAAGGGCAUGAUGGAACAGAAAGAGAAUUGUUUGCACUGGCUCAGGAAAGCACAAAACGGAUGAAACGCUGGCAUGAAGGAAAUGACAAGGCACGUCGAUGAGGAGAUAACAUUCCAUGCAUUACAUUGUGUCGUGUAUCUCUACGAUAUAUCAUUGUUCUUUUUUUUCUGUACUCAUCUCCGUGCUGGUCAUUGUACUUGCAGGAGGAAGUUUUUUAAGCUCUUGCACGAACCUAUACAUUGGCCUUAGUACAAUGUUCAACGUUUGUAUGCCCAGCUCAGCAUACCAUUUCACGCUCACCCACAAG
This is a messenger RNA of Suillus paluster, 825 nucleotides long. RefSeq lists its product as uncharacterized. Gene Ontology annotation, biological process: mitotic DNA replication initiation. The record is from RefSeq and is a predicted model, not a curated record. The transcript has 8 exons. Lineage: Eukaryota; Fungi; Basidiomycota; Agaricomycetes; Boletales; Suillaceae. Gene Ontology annotation, cellular component: GINS complex. The coding region runs from base 44 to 619 and encodes 191 amino acids.